This is a messenger RNA of Saccostrea cuccullata (small rock oyster), 2462 nucleotides long. RefSeq lists its product as uncharacterized. Bases 336 to 2462 code for a protein of 708 amino acids. The record is from RefSeq and is a predicted model, not a curated record. The transcript is spliced from 4 exons. Lineage: Eukaryota; Metazoa; Mollusca; Bivalvia; Ostreida; Ostreidae.
GAAAAGCUACUGAGCAGCAGAGAGAAGUAUGGAGAAAACAAAAAGCAUUACAAAGACUCAAUUUGACAUCACAAAAGAAAAGAAGAAUAAAUGAAAGAAGACGACAACUUUACGCAUUAAGAAAAGGGAAGUCAUCUAGUACCUCAAUUUCAUCCACAGUACAAACAGAAAACACAAGAGCUGAUACAUAUAAUACAAAUGGUGCCAAAAGAAAAGCUGUGUCGAGGUCAAUCAAAGUUCUUCCAAAAAAUCCAGAAAAAUUUGCAGAGGUUGUCUCUAACAUUAUUCAUAGAAGUACUCCUCGGAAAAAAGCAGCAUUGAGAAAAAGAGUUAUAAUGUCCCCAGCUUCAAAAAAAAAACUUUUUGACUUGGAAGAGACGUGUAAAAAUUUUAGCCAAACAUUGAAAAACCUGAAACAGAAAAGGAGCAAAAAAGACAACGCUUCGCGCCGACCUCUGCACGAGGCUAUUCUAGCAAAAAAUAAAUUUGGAGCCAAUAAAGCCCUUAGAAAUUAUUUUGGACUCAGUCAGACCUUGGGAAAAAAAUUAAAAGGGGGUGAAAACAUUACUGAUAUAGAAAGAAAAAAGAGGAAAGAUGCUUUACCUGAACGAGUCCACACCAACAUUCAAGGAUUUUAUCAAAACUCCUAUAUUUCAAGAGAAAUCCCAAACGUCAGUUCAGUGAAGAAAGACCUAACAGUAAAGAUGGCAUUAGAAGGAAGUUUGAAGCAUACUUAUGAUACUUAUUGUGCAGAAAAUCCAGAAGUGAAAGUAUCGUACAGCAAGUUUGUGGAACUUAGACCUAAAAAUGUGCUCACUAUGUCAAAAACAAAGUAUCUACAGUGCCUCUGUGAAUACUGCAUUAACAUUGAUUUCAAGCUUCAGAGUCUAAGACUUUUCUGUUCUAUGAAUGAACAAGAAAAAAUUGCUGAUGAUAGAUAUGCACUAUCUAGACUUACCCUUUGCCCAAAAGAAAACAACUACUACAAGAAGGAUUGUAUAGACAGAAAUUGUAACCUGUGUGGAGUUGGUAAAUUUGAUGAAGCUGUGUCAGAAAUGAGGAAUACGUUCUCGGCUUCACAAAUUACAUGGAAACGGUGGCAAUUAGGAACAAAAACAACAGAAGUAAAUGGAAGACAAACUGUAAAGAGAUUUAUGGAAUUGAAAAGAAUUACAGGAACAGUUCUCGAGUUUCUGGAUCAAUUGAGACAAGAACUUUCCCCAUUUUCAAAACAUUUGUUUAAUGCACAAUGGCAGUCUAAGGAAUUUGAAAAUUUGAAAGGAAAUAUUCCAAGGAACUGGGUCAUGGUAUGUCUGGACUUUGCUGAAAACUACUGUUGCAGACACCAAGAUGAAGCCCAGAGUGCCCACUGGACAUAUGAACAGGUCACCAUCCAUCCAGUUGUGGCUUACUACAAGUGCACAGAGGAGAACUGCAAUGAAAAUGUCAGGGAAUCUGUUGUUUUCAUCUCAGAAGACCAUAAGCAUGACUAUCAUCUUGUACAACACUUCAUAGCAAAAACCAAUGAGUACUUAAUUCAAGGUGUGGGGCUUAAUAUUGAAAAGGAAAUCCAGUUUUCAGAUGGUGCACCUACACAGUACAAGUCAAAGUAUAAUUUUGUAGACAUGAGCAUGUGUCACGAAGAUUUUGGUUUUAGUGUGGAGAAGCACUUUUUUGGUUCUCGCCAUGGUAAAGGACCAUGUGAUGGUGAAGCAGGGGUGAUUAAAAGGAGUGCUAGUCUGGCUGUUACAACAAGGGGAACCAUUAUUUCAAAUGCUGAGGACUUUUUCAACUAUUCCAAGAAUAAACUUACCAUAGACGGUCACUCUCAUUCAAAGAGAACAUUCUUUUUUGUCAAGACAGGAGAUGUAAACAGAGACAGAGAGCAGAUAACAAACAGAGUCAAAACAGUGAAGCAGUGCCGGAGUCUAUUUUCUUUCCGAGGAAUACAGCAAUACAUUGUAACUGCCAGGGAACGAAGCUGUUUCUGUGAUGCUUGCAUUGGAGUCACUGAAGAUUCUGAGUGCCAGUUUGCAUCUUUGACAGGAGAUUGGAAAGUAUACAAUUUGAAAAUCAGGAAUCAAAGGCAAAGAAACAGAGAUGCCCAGGAGGAUGGUCAGGAUGAGGAGAAUGGAGCAGACAAUGGUGGAUUGGAUGAAUUGGGUCAAAUCCAGGGCCAGGAUGAGGAGAAUGGAGCAGAAAAUGGUGGAUUGGAUGAAUUGGGUCAAAUCCAGGGUCAGGAUGAGGAGAAUGGAGCAGAAAAUGGUGGAAAUGAAUCUGGUCAAAAUGAACAUGAUUCAAGGAUGAUGGAUGAACACUCAGCAUCAGUAUUUAGAUUAAAGAAGUCUCUGAGGAACUUCAUCUUAACUUUAUGGUUAAAGACAAAGUAUCAGGACUUUACUUUUGGCCAACCAGAACUGAUGAAAGUUGGGAGCCUUUUCGCUCAGUUAAAAAGAUUCUAG